UUAGAAACAGGAAGUAAAAACAAAAGCACAACUGCUCUGAGACUCGAAAGAUCUCCAUCUCAACACAUACAGGGUUGCGUUGAUGGUGUCAGUUUACAUCCUCGGCAGGAGUUUAAAAUCACCAUUAUUCUGGUUGGGUGUGAACUAACAUGUAAAAAGCGUGGAGUCGCCAUUACGAGCCAACACCUAUCACGGAAGAUGUAAAAGACGUUAUGUGUCAGUCUGUCUUUAACAUAAAGGUCUUAAAUCAGGAGAGAGAGGCGAGGGAGCCACCUCCAAAAUGAGUCACCAUGACGUGAUGCAAGAGGAGUUUGAGGAGAAAGAAGAGGAUGAUGCGUGUCAGAGCAAAAUGGACAGAGGAGCAUCUCCAGAACCCAGCAUCGUGUCAAUGAAGAGUGACAGAUCUAUGAACCAACCCCCAAAACUCGCUGAUGAAGCCGUGACCUCUGACCCCAGAGUCAGCAGCAGGAAGAGAUCCAGAUCAGUAUCUUCAGGACUAAGCUAUUGGUCUAUGAAGAGUCAUUGCUCCAUGGUGGAACCCCCACUACUCAGUGAUGGAGCAGUGACCUCUGACCCCAGGAAGAGACCCAGGUCAGCAUCUUCACAACCCAGCUGUGUGUCAACGAAGAGUCGUUGCUCCAUGGUGGAACCCAUAGAACGUAGUGAUGAAGCAGUGACCUCUGACCCCAGGAAGAAACUCAAAACAGAAUUUCCUGGACCCAGCUGUGAGUCAAUAAAGAGUGAAAGAUCAAUGAUGCAGCCUCCACAACUCAAUGAUGGAACAGUGACCUCUGACUCCAGCAGUGUGGAGAUGUGGUGCAGUUUGAGCUGCAAUGCCUCAUCCUGUCAGACGCUUAACAGACAGGACACCAUAGAAUCAGAUCUGACUGAGGACGAGCAGCAGGACUGUCAUGAUGAAUCAGUGGAUGAUGUUCUGCAGAGAGUGAAAGACAAACACAAAAGCAUCAUGAAGAACAAGUAUGAGAGUUUAUUUGAGGGAAUGAAAGCACAAGAGAAUCAAACGCUCCUGAAGAGAAUUUACACACAGCUGUACAUCAGAGAGGGAGAGAGUGAAGGAGUGAAUGAAGAACAUGAGGUUUUACACAUGGAGAAACAGCCCAGAAGAACACAAGACUUACAAGACACUCCAAUCUACUGCAAUGACAUCUUCACACCUCAAUCUCAUCAAAGACACAAAAUCAAGAGCGUUCUUACUAAAGGCAUCGCUGGAAUUGGAAAAACAGUCUCUGUGCACAAGUUCAUUCUGGAUUGGGCCGAGGGAACAGCCAAUCAGGACGUAGAUUUCAUGUUCCUGCUUCCGUUUCGAGAGCUGAACUUGAUUGGAGAGCAUCGCUACAGUCUUCACAAACUUCUGCUGGACUUUCAUCCUGAACUUCAAGAUGUGGACUCUCAGAUUUAUGAGGAGUGUAAAGUUGUGUUCAUCUUUGAUGGUCUGGAUGAAAGCAGAAUGACACGGAUGUUUUCAGACCACAGUGAGAAAGUUUCUGAUGUGACGGACGCUUCAUCAGUGGCCGUGUUGAUGUCAAACCUCAUGAAAGGAGAUCUGCUUCCCUCCGCUCUCAUCUGGAUCACCUCCAGACCAGCAGCAGCCAAUCAGAUCCCCUCCAAAUACAUCACGCGUGUGACAGAAAUCCAGGGAUUCGACGACGCUCAGAAGGAGGAAUAUUUCAGGAAGAGAAUCAGCGACGAGCAUCAAGCCAGCAGAAUCAUAUCCCACAUUAGAAGAGCGAGAAGCCUCCACAUCAUGUGUCACAUACCGGUCUUCUGUUGGAUCUCCUCCACUGUGCUUCAGAAGAUCCUGACACAAGAUCACAGUGAAGAAAUCCCCAAAACUCUGAGUGAAAUGUACAUCCACUUCCUGCUGAUCCAGAUGAAGAUGAAGAAUGAGAAGUAUGAUCCAGAGAGAGAUCCAGAGAUCAACAGAGAAGUGAUUGUGAAACUGGCUGAAGUGGCUUUCAAACAGCUGAUGAAGGGCAAUGUGAUGUUCUAUGAGGAGGAUCUGAGAGAGUGUGGGAUAGACAUCACUGACGCCUCGCUGUAUUCUGGCAUCUGUACUGAGAUCUUUAAGGAGGAAUCUGUCAUUCAUCAGAGGAAGAUCUACAGCUUCAUACAUCUCAGUCUUCAGGAGUUCCUCGCGGCGUUCUACUGGUUACACUGCUGUACAUGCAGACCUCUCACAGCGCUUGGAGAUUUUCAACCGUUGUAUAAUCUGCUUAAAGGUGCAGUAGAUAAAGGUCUUGAGAGUGAAACUGGUCAUCUGGAUCUUUUCUUGAGGUUUCUGCUGGGCAUCUCACUGGAGUCCAAUCAGAGACUCUUACAGGAUCUACUGACACACACGGUGGACACCUCACAAACCAUCAAGAAAACCACACAGUACAUCAAAGAUCAAAUCAAGGGUAAUGAUGGUCUGUCAGCUGAAAGAUCCAUCAAUCUGUUCUUGUGUCUGUUUGAAGUGAAAGAUCAGACUCUGUACAGAGAGAUUGAGGAGUUUGUGAGAUCAGACAAACACUCAGAGAAGAAACUCUCGGCCGCUCACUGUUCAGCAAUAGCCUACAUGCUUCAGAUGUCAGAGGAGGUGAUGGAUGAGUUUGAUCUGAAGAAAUACAACACAACACAGGAGGGCAGAAGAAGACUCAUACCGGCUGUCAACAACUGCACAAGAGCUCUACUUGCUGACUGUAAUCUCAAUGAUCAAUCCUGUGACAUCAUCUCUUCAGCUCUUCAGUCCUCAGAUUCUCCUCUGAGAGAUCUUGAUGUGAGUAACAAUGAUCUUCAGGAUUCAGGAGUGAAGCUGAUCUCUGAUGCUCUCAAGAGUCAAAACUGUCAUCUACAGACACUGAGGUUAUCAGGUUGUAUGGUGACAGAUGAAGGAUGUUGUUAUUUGGCUUCAGCUCUGAGUUCAAACCCGUCACACCUGAGAGAACUCGACCUGAGCUACAAUCACCCACAACACUCAACACUUCAGCUGCUCGCUUAUCAAAGUGAUCCAAACUACACACUCAACAAACUCAAUUUAGACUAUGGAGGACUUUGCAGGGUUAAACCGGGACUGCAGAAAUAUGUCUGUGAUCUCACACUGGAUCCAAACACAGCCAACGUUCACCUCAUGCUGUCUGAAGAGAACAAAAAGGUCACAUAUGUGAAAGAUCCUCAGCCGUAUCCUGAUCAUCCAGACAGAUUUGAAGGUGUUCCUAAGGUUCUGAGUAGAGAGAGUCUGACUGGACGCUGUUACUGGGAGGCUGAAUGGAAAGUGUGGGCCCGUUUAGCCGUGAGCUAUAAAGAAACCAGCAGGAAAGAAGCCAGUAAUAGUAUAUUUGGACUUGAUGACAAAUCCUGGAGUAUUUUCUGCAAUUCCAAUGGAUUUAACGUUUGGCACAACAAUAAAACCAAGAACAUACCUGCUCCUUCACCUCCAUCUAAUCGAGUAGGAGUGUUUGUGGAUUGUUCGGCCGGCACUCUGUCCUUCUACAGCGUCUCUGACACACACACACUCACACACUUACACACAUUCAACACAACAUUCACUCAACCGCUCUAUGCUGGAUUUGCUAUUAAUUUACUCAACUCCUCAGUGUCUCUGUGUAAAUAAACACACACAAUUGUCAAGUAUUAUUUAUCAUUUGUAAUAUUGUGUACAUUUAUUAUGGCACAAUAAAGACCAAGUCA
Triplophysa rosa is the source of this 3687-nucleotide messenger RNA. RefSeq names its product NACHT, LRR and PYD domains-containing protein 3-like. The record is from RefSeq and is a predicted model, not a curated record. NCBI's taxonomy places the organism in Eukaryota, Metazoa, Chordata, Actinopteri, Cypriniformes, Nemacheilidae. Gene Ontology annotation, molecular function: protein binding. The coding region runs from base 281 to 3610 and encodes 1109 amino acids. The transcript is spliced from 10 exons.